This is a messenger RNA of Syngnathus typhle (broad-nosed pipefish), 1343 nucleotides long. It is a transcript of the gene cd40lg, whose product is annotated as CD40 ligand. Bases 138 to 818 code for a protein of 226 amino acids. Gene Ontology annotation, molecular function: tumor necrosis factor receptor binding. Gene Ontology annotation, cellular component: membrane. NCBI's taxonomy places the organism in Eukaryota, Metazoa, Chordata, Actinopteri, Syngnathiformes, Syngnathidae. The record is from RefSeq and is a predicted model, not a curated record. The transcript has 4 exons. Gene Ontology annotation, biological process: immune response.
CACCUUGAGAGGAAAUGCGAAUGAACAAGCAAAGAGGAGGAGGUGAAGGGAAAAUGACGCUGCAGCCGUGCUCCACAUAUCACAGCGGCAAACACCCGAAAUGCCACUUUGCACUGCUCUUCAUGAUAUGAUCAAUAAUGAUCAACACGUACCACAGCAGCAUGGCAUCGCUCCCUCCUCCGUUGCCCCCGCGCCGUUCUCAGGUGCUCGUCGAGCCUCAGGCCUCGUCCGCGCGCCGCAGCAAGACCUUGCUUCGCUCGCUUCUUGGAGUCGUCGUGCUGCAUUUUCUGCUGACGUCGGGGGGGUUCAUCUUCCUAUACUACACAAACAAAACGGAAACGACGCCACAAUUAUCUGGAGAUGCUCCUCAGCAUUCGUCCAGAACCUUGGCCCGCAUGAUUGUAGCAAAACCAAAGGACCUGUCUGCAUUGGAAUCAAGAUCAGGUAACCUGCAGUGGGACAUGAAACACUCGGUGCGAAACAACAUCAACUACUACCACAACAGCUGGCUGACGGCCCUGCAGCCUGGGGACUACGUGGUCUUCUCCAGGGUCACCUUCUCCAAGGCCGACCCGGUGAAGCCGCUAGCCAGUGCAGUCAAGUUGAGGCGUGGCGAGUCGGCCAAGGAGACGGUGGCCAUGGUUGCCUACUGCAGCCUCGACACCUCGGGGUCCGGGUCCAACCCCCAGUUGUGCACCGCAUCCAUGGGGGAGGUGAUGUCACUGGAGAGGGGGAACCAGCUCAGCUUGUGGGUGGAGGACCGGUCACUGGUGGACUACAGCCGGGCGGCUACCAGUUUUGGGAUGUACAAACUUUAAUAGUUUGGACGAGAGGACAAAACAUAAUUUAUUCCAUUACAAAAACCUUUUGGUUUGAUUGUUUUAAUCUGCUCUGGAAAAAUUAAGAGAUCAGUGCAAAAUAAUCCGUUUCUCUAUAAAAUGUCUACACACUCCUGUUAAAGUGGCACUUGUUUGUGAUUAAAAAUGAGACCACAUUAAAUAAUUUCUAAUUACUAACAAAUUAUAAACACACCUGUUUUACUUUGUAGACAAAGCCUUUUGGUUUUGUGGUAUUACUGGCUAUCUGGAACAAAUAAAUGAACCUUUUUUGUUUUUAUUCUAUAAUCAACAGAAAAUAUAAUUUGCCAAACCACACAUACAUUCAGCUGCUUUAUAAGUUUCCUGAACUUUUUGUUUUGUUUUGCUUUCUAGCAGAACCCUGAAUUUUCUAUUUUGCUAACACUGACUGCUAUUUGGAACGGCUCAUAUUACUUUUAUAUAAAAUGCCAAAUUGAAGAAUUCCACCACUACAAGCAUAAUAAUAAAUAUACAAUUAGAAAGGUU